Molecule: messenger RNA, 2196 nt
Organism: Apus apus (common swift)
Lineage: Eukaryota; Metazoa; Chordata; Aves; Apodiformes; Apodidae
Product: cytochrome P450 4V2
Exons: 11
Coding region: 113-1696 (527 amino acids)
Molecular function (GO): oxidoreductase activity, acting on paired donors, with incorporation or reduction of molecular oxygen; heme binding; monooxygenase activity
Source: RefSeq, a predicted model, not a curated record
UAGCACCCUCCUCUCACUGCUGCUGCUGCAGUGGGUACAGGCAUAGCUGGUACAAGCAGCUCCGCUUCCCCAGUAGAGAUCAAGGCUCGGGGCAGAAGGCUGGGAGGCAGCGAUGGAGCUCCUACAGGGAUCCACCGGGGCACCGCAGCUGCUGAAUUUGGGGGCUGGGGUUGUCGCUCUGUUGUUGACAGUUGUGGCCAUGCGAUCCCUGCCUUCCCUGAUGGAUUACUGGAGGCUAUGGAGGGUGAUGAAGCCGAUUCCAGGUGUCAGCCCCUGCUAUCCUGUGCUGGGAAAUGCUCCACUCUUCGAGAAGGAAGGAGAAGGUUUUUUUAAACAACUACAAGUUUAUGUUGAAGAGUUCAGGAGCUGGCCAUUGUUCAAACUCUGGAUAGGACCAUUGCCUGUCCUGGUUUUGUAUCACCCUGACAGUGUGGAGGUUAUUCUGAACAGUUCAAAACAUAUAGAAAAAUCAUACCUGUACAAAUUCCUGCAUCCGUGGCUGGGUACUGGGCUUCUGACAAGCACUGGAGACAAGUGGCGAUCACGGAGAAAGAUGAUAACUCCCACGUUCCACUUCUCAAUCUUAACUGACUUUUUAGAGGUUAUGAAUGAACAAGGAGGUAUUUUGUUAGAGAAACUUGAGAAGCAUGUUGACAAGGAACCAUUUGAUAUCUUCCUGGACAUCACUCUGUGUGCCCUUGAUAUAAUCUGUGAAACAGCGAUGGGCAAGAAUGUGGGUGCUCAGGAAAAUAAGGAUUCUGAGUAUGUUCGUGCUAUCUACAGGAUGGGUGAUCUAAUCCAACGGCGACAGAUGAGCCCUUGGCUUUGGCCUGAUCCUGUAUUUAGGCUGUUCAAGGAAGGAAGAGAACAUGAGAGGAGCCUCAAGAUCCUUCAUGAUUUUACAGAUACAGUUAUUGCAGAAAAAGCUGCAGAACUUGAAAAAAACAAGCAAACAAAAUGUGAUACUGACAGCAACUGUGAAGAAAGUGACUCCAAAAAGAGAAAAGCUUUCCUGGACAUGCUGCUGUGCGCAACAGAUGACGAGGGGAAAAAAAUGAGCUACAGGGACAUUCGUGAGGAAGUGGAUACUUUCAUGUUUGAGGGCCAUGAUACAACAGCAGCUGCCAUGAAUUGGGUACUGUACUUACUUGGACAUAAUCCUGAAGCCCAGAAGAAGGUUCACAUAGAACUGGAUGAGGUGUUUGGCAACAGUGAGCGUCCUGUUACAAUGGACGAUUUGAAGAAGCUUCGAUACCUUGAGUGUGUUGUGAAAGAAGCCCUUCGGCUCUUCCCUUCUGUUCCCAUGUUUGCCCGUACCUUGAGAGAGGAUUGCUUCAUUGAUGGAUAUCAGGUACCAAAAGGCACAAAUGUUCUUGUCAUAACUUAUGCUCUGCAUAGAGACCCUGAGAUCUUCCCUGACCCGGAGGAGUUCAGACCUGAGCGAUUCUUCCCUGAAAAUUGCAAGGGAAGGCACCCGUAUGCUUAUGUGCCCUUCUCAGCUGGACCCAGGAACUGCAUUGGUCAGCGUUUUGCACAAAUAGAGGAGAAAACUCUUCUAGCCCUCAUCCUGCGACGCUUUUGGGUGGACUCAUGUCACACGCGAGAAGAGCUUCAUAUAGCUGGAGAACUGAUUCUCCGUCCAAAUACGGGCAUCUGGGUUAAGCUGAAGAGGAGACAGAACACUGAAUCAGAAUGAAAGGAAGUUCAAGAUUUUAUUGUUCAAAAAACAUCCAAGCUAUUUAGGCUGAGACAUUAUUUUUAAAUGGCAUAUUUUGAUGGCAGUCCAACAAUCUAUUGAAACUAAAGUUACUGAUUGUUUCAUCAGAUGUUUUAAUAGCUGUAAGUUGCUCUUCUGUUCUAGUACAUAUUCAUCUUUGAAGUGCAAGUCUUUAAACACCAAAUCUUAGUAUCUUACCUACUCUGCUGAAAAAAUUCUAUUGCAACAGUGCAACAGUGGUGAUGGCUGCACCUUUGAAGACAAAGCAGAAAUCUGAUUAUUUCACUCCUCCUUUGUAAGCAUUAUCAGUAGUUCUUAAGUAGUGAGUGCUCUGAAUUAUUUUUUGGCAAAGCAUACCAUAAGGACUAAUCUGUGUAAUCAUACCAUAAACCAGAUAGUGAGCAAAUUACACACAGGAUUUCAUAAUGACAGAAACACUGUAUUACACAUUUUGAGAAUAAACUUCUAUUAUGCCUCAA